CAUCAACAGGGGUCGAAAUUGUUGUUUAUGUGUGUGUGACGUCAACACUGUAACUGGGAGUACAACGAUCUGGGACGAGUUCACGGGUUAGUUAGUAGUUAGUAGUUACAGGUUUGACUGUCGUUCCAGAGCACUUUCACGGGUAGAAGGUUGUGAAAACACGAGUUACGGGUUGCCUGGAACGCAGCAUCAGCAACAAUGUCUUCAGUUGAGUGUUUGAAAGAGUUUGUCACCGAGCGACUAACUGCUGCUGCUGAAGAAAUAUUCAGAGUUGUUGAAAAAACUAUCGUCGAGUACAAGGAAGAGAUCGCUCGGCAGCGCAGAUUGUUGGAUGUCGUUUGGAAACCAGAAAUAAAGUUAUACAGGAUAGAGCUCCCACAGCAACAUGUCUGUAAGGAGGAGGAGGAGGUGGUUCUCUCUGACCAGCAGCUCUGUAUUCAGGAGAGGAACUCCAGUCUGGACCAAGAAGACCCAGAGCCUCCACAGAUUAAAGAGGAACAGGCGGAACUGUGCACCAGUCAGGAGGGAGAGCAGCUUGCACUGAAGCAGGAGACCGAUACCUUUAUGUUGACUCCUACUUAUGAGGAAAGUGACCACAGUGAAGGUCAUACUCUGAACUUCAAUCCUGAUGAUGGCACUCUAAGUGCAGCAGAGAAAGAGUCUGUAGCCAACAUGCCAGUUAUAACCUCUGUGGUAUCAGAAGGAAACAGUGACCACCAGCUCCUCUCCCACAACUCUCUUGAAGCUGAGAGCCAAGAUCAGAAGGGUCACAGCAACAUCGUGGACGACACUAACUUGUCAGAGAUUCACCCCAAUACUCAAACAGGUACAAAGUUUUUCAUAUGUGACACAUGUGGGAAAGACUUAAAGUAUAAUUCAUAUUUGCAGAGACACCUGAGAAUCCACACAGGUGAGAAGCCUUAUUUUUGCAAAACAUGUGGAAAAGAAUUCAGACGUAAACACAACCUGGAAAAUCACUUGAGAAUCCACACAGGUGAGAAUCCGUAUGUUUGCAUGAGCUGCGGGAAAAGAUUCUGUGACGCUUCAGCGUUAAAAAGGCAUAUGAGAAUCCACACAGGCGAGAAGCUGUAUGUUUGCAAGAACUACGGGAAAAGUUUCUGUGACGUUUCAACAUUUAAAAAGCAUAUGAGAAUUCACACAGGUGAGAAGCCCUACCUUUGCAAGACUUGUGGGAAAAGAUUUGUUGACACUUCCGCAUUAAUAAGGCAUAUGAGAACCCACACAGGGGAGAAGCCGUACAUUUGCGAGACUUGUGGGAAAAGAUUCUGUGACACCUCAGCAUUAGUAAGGCACAUGAGAAUUCACACAGAUGAGAAGCCAUAUUUAAAAUGCAAAGCGUGUGGAAAAGAUUUCAGACUUAAGGAUGCUCUUAACGUCCACAUGAGAACCCACACAGGUGAGAAGCCGUAUUCCUGCAAAACGUGUGGAAAAGAUUUCAGACUUAAGGAUACUUUUAACGUCCACAUGAGAACCCACACAGGUGAGAAGCCGUAUGUUUGCAAAACAUGCGGAAAAGAGUUUGGGCAAAAUAGCAACUUGUCGGUCCACAUGAGAAGAGCCCACACAGGUGAGAAGCCGUACGUUUGCAAGAUCUGCAGGGAAAGAUUCUUUGACUCUUUGGCUUUAAAAAAGCACGAGAACGCACACAGGUGAGAAGCUGUAUUCUUGAAAAACGUGGAAAAGAUUUUGGACGUAAAGAUAACUUCACUGCUACUGCUGCUGGCUGGAAUGACAAGGAUGCCGCAGGGGCAAGGAAUUUAAAAUCUUCAAUGCCUCAUCGCGCUGAUAUGACCGGCCUGGCCCGUCGGGUACCGUUGGGUCCCGUUGGGCUCGGGUCGU
Molecule: messenger RNA, 1860 nt
Organism: Sander lucioperca (pikeperch)
Lineage: Eukaryota; Metazoa; Chordata; Actinopteri; Perciformes; Percidae
Product: zinc finger protein 501-like
Exons: 2
Coding region: 199-1674 (491 amino acids)
Biological process (GO): regulation of transcription by RNA polymerase II
Molecular function (GO): DNA-binding transcription factor activity; RNA polymerase II cis-regulatory region sequence-specific DNA binding
Source: RefSeq, a predicted model, not a curated record